GGCCGUCGCCGCGCGCGGGGCGCACCUGACCGGGCGGGCGGGGCGGCGGGCGGGGCUCCGGGCCUGACGUGGCGGCGGCAUGGAGCGGGCGUGAUUCAUCAGCCGCCGCGCGGGGUCGGAGCGGGGCGAGCGCAGUGGCCGCCUAGGCGCCCAGGGCCGGGUUGCGGUGGCGGCGGCGUCCCCGCCGGGCCUCGCGUGCGCUCCCCUUGCUGUCUGCGGCCGGCCCCCGGCGAAGGUCAAGAUGGAAGAGAUCCUAAGGAAGCUGCAGAAGGAAGCGUCCGGGAGCAAGUACAAAGCCAUCAAAGAGAGCUGCACCUGGGCCCUGGAAACCCUGGAUAGUGUGGAUACCAUUGUCAAGAUCCCUCCACACUUGCUGAGGGAGAAAUGCCUGCUGCCUCUCCAAUUGGCUUUGGAAUCCAAGAAUGUGAAGCUGGCCCAACAUGCCUUGGCAGGGAUACAGAAGCUUCUGGCGGAAGAGAGGUUUGUAUCCAUGGAAACGGACUCUGAUGAGAAGCAGCUGCUCAAUCAGAUCCUGAACACCGUGAAAGUGACGCCUUCCCUCCACGAAGACCUGCAGGUGGAAGUGAUGAAGGUUUUACUCUGCAUAACCUACACCCCAACAUUUGACCUGAAUGGGAGCGCAGUGCUGAAGAUCGCGGAGGUGUGCAUUGAAACAUACAUAUGUAGCUGUCACCAGCGUAGUAUAAACACUGCUGUGCGGGCAACUCUCAGUCAAAUGCUGAGUGACUUGACUUUACAGUUACGACAAAGGCAGGAGAAUACGAUAAUUGAAAACCCGGAUGUCCCGCAGGAAUUCAGGAGUCAAGGGUCAACAGUAGAGUCCCUCUGUGAUGACCUUGUCUCUGUGCUCACUGUUCUGUGUGAGAAGCUCCAAGCUGCCAUCAAUGACGGUCAGCAGCUGCAGCUUCUGUACCUGGAGUGCGUUCUGUCCGUGCUCAGCAGCUCCUCCUCCUCCAUGCAGCUGCACAGAGGCUUCACGGACCUCAUCUGGAAAAAUCUUUGCCCUGCUCUCAUCGUGAUCCUGGGGAAUCCAAUUCAUGACAAAACCAUCACCUCUGCUCAUAGCAGCAACACGAGUACCAGCAUCGAAUCGGACUCUGCGUCCCCAGGGGUUUCUGACCACGGCCGGGGGUCAGGCUGCUCCUCCACCGCACCAGCCCUCAGUGGGCCCGUGGCUCGGACCAUCUAUUACAUCGCAGCUGAGCUGGUCCGGCUGGUGGGGUCAGUGGACUCCAUGAAGCCCGUGCUGCAGUCGCUCUAUCACCGCGUGCUGCUUUAUCCCCCACCCCAGCACCGGGUGGAAGCCAUCAAAAUAAUGAAAGAGCUACUUGGGAGCCCUCAGCGUCUCUGUGAUUUGGCAGGACCCAGCUCCACUGAACCCGAAUCCAAAAAAAGAUCAAUUUCAAAAAGAAAGUCUCAUCUGGAUCUUCUCAAACUCAUCAUGGAUGGCAUGACCGAGGCGUGCAUCAAGGGUGGCAUCGAAGCCUGCUAUGCUGCCGUGUCCUGCGUCUGCACCUUGCUUGGGGCCUUAGAAGAGCUCAGCCAGGGCAAGGGCUUGAGCGAAAGUCAGGUCCAGCUGCUGCUUCUGCGCCUGGAGGAGCUGAAGGACGGGGCCGAGUCGAGCCGAGACUCCAUGGAGAUCAACGAGGCUGACUUCCGCUGGCAGCGGCGAGUCCUGUCCUCGGAACACACGCCCUGGGAGUCGGGGAACGAGCGGAGCCCUGACAUCAGCAUCAGCGUUACCACGGACACGGGUCAAACCACUUUGGAGGGAGAGUUGGGUCAGACCACACCCGAGGACCACCCCGAAAACCACAAGAAUGGCCUCAAGUCGCCAGCCGUCCAGGAGGGCAAGGAGACUCUGAGUAAAGUGUCAGAACCAGAAGCCGUGGACCAGCCAGAUGUGGUUCAAAGGAGCCACAUGGUUGCCUACCCCGAUAUAACUAACUUCCUGUCCGUUGACUGCAGGAUGAGGUCCUACGGGUCCAGGUACAGUGAGAGCAAUUUCAGCGUAGACGACCAAGACCUCUCUCGGACAGAAUUUGAUUCCUGUGAUCAGUACUCGAUGGCAGCAGAAAAGGACUCGGGGAGGUCUGACGUGUCGGACAUCGGGUCCGACAACUGUUCUCUAGUUGACGAGGAGCAGACCCCCCGGGACUGCCUGGGCCACAGGUCCCUGCGGGCUGCGGCUCUGUCUCUCAAGCUACUGAAGAACCAGGAAGCCGAUCAGCACAGCGCCCGGCUGUUCGUGCAGUCCCUGGAGAGCCUCCUGCCGCGCCUCCUGGCCCUGCCCAGCGUGGAAGAGGUGGACGCAGCCCUCCAGAACUUUGCCUCCACCUUCUGCUCAGGCAUGAUGCACUCCCCGGGAUUCGACGCGAACAGCAGCCUGGGCUUGCAGAUGCUGAUGAACGCGGACAGCCUGUACUCGGCCGCGCACUGCGCCCUGCUGCUCAACCUGAAGCUCUCCCACGGCGACUACUACCGGAAGCGGCCCGCCCUGGCGCCAGGCACCAUGAAAGAGUUCAUGAAGCAGGUGCAGACCAGCGGGGUGCUGAUGGUCUUCUCCCAGGCCUGGAUCGAGGAGCUUUACCACCAGGUUCUCGACAGAAACAUGCUCGGAGAAGCCGGCUACUGGGGCAGCCCCGAGGACAACAGCCUUCCCCUCAUCACCAUGCUGACUGAUAUCGAUGGCUUAGAGAGCAGUGCAAUUGGAGGGCAGCUGAUGACCUCAGCUUCUACGGAGUCUCCUUUCACCCAGGGCAGGAGAAUUGAUGACUCCACGGUGGCAGGUGUGGCGUUCGCUCGCUACAUUCUGGUUGGCUGCUGGAAGAACUUGAUCGACACUUUAUCAACCCCCCUGACUGGCCGAAUGGCGGGGAGCUCCAAAGGGCUGGCCUUCAUUCUGGGAGCUGAAGGCAUCAAAGAACAGAACCAAAAAGAACGCGAUGCCAUCUGCAUGAGCCUCGAUGGGCUGCGGAAAGCAGCGCGGCUGAGCUGUGCUCUAGGAGUUGCAGCCAACUGUGCGUCAGCCCUCGCCCAGAUGGCAGCUGCCUCCUGUGUCCAGGAAGAGAAAGAGGAAAGGGAAAUCCAGGAACCCGGUGAUGCCAUAGCACAAGUGAAGCUAAAAGUGGAGCAGAAACUGGAGCAGAUCGGGAAGCUGCAGGGGGUAUGGCUGCACGCAGCCCACGUCCUGUGCAUGGACGCCAUCCUCAGUGUCGGCCUGGAGAUGGGCAGUCACAACCCGGACUGCUGGCCACACGUGUUCAGGGUGUGCGAGUAUGUGGGCACGUUGGAGCAUACCCACUUCAGCGACGGCACCUCUCAGCCCCCGCUGACCAUCAGCCAGCCUCAGAAGACCCCCCGAGGCGGCCUCCUCGGGGACCCGGAGAGCGAGGGCUCACCCCAAGAGCAGAGCCUGGAGCAGGGGAGCUCCCUGAGCGCGGCCCCCGUCAUCCAGCCCCUCUCCAUCCAGGAACUCGUCCGGGAAGGCAGCCGAGGCCGAGCCUCCGACUUCCGUGGGGGCAGCCUCAUGACGGGCAGCAGUGCCGCCAAGGUCGUGCUCACGCUCUCCACCCAGGCCGACAGGCUCUUUGAAGAUGCUACAGAUAAGUUGAACCUCAUGGCUCUGGGAGGUUUUCUCUACCAGCUGAAGAAAGCAUCGCAGUUCCAGCUUUUCCGUUCCGUCACAGAAACGGUUGAUUACUCACUGGUAAUGCCAGGAGAAGUGAAAUCCACCCAAGACCGAAAAAGCGCCCUCCACCUGUUCCGCCUCGGGGACGCCAUGCUGAGGAUCGUGCGGAGCAAAUCGAGGCCCCUGCUCCACGUGAUGCGCUGCUGGAGUCUUGUGGCGCCGCACCUGGUGGAGGCUGCCUGCCAUAAGGAAAGACAUGUGUCUCAGAAGGCAGUUUCCUUCAUCCAUGAUAUACUGACGGAGGUUCUCACUGACUGGAGUGAGCCACCUCAUUUUCACUUUAAUGAAGCACUCUUCCGACCUUUUGAGCGUAUCAUGCAGCUGGAGUUGUGUGACGAGGAUGUCCAAGACCAGGUCGUCACAUCCAUCGGUGAGCUGGUUGAAGUGUGUUCCACCCAAAUCCAGUCGGGAUGGAGGCCCUUGUUCAGUGCCCUGGAAACAGUGCGCAGUGGGGACAAGUCUGAGGGGAAGGAGUACCUGGUCAGUGACUACUCCAUGGGAAAAGGCCAGGCUCCGGUGUUUGAUGUAUUUGAAGCCUUUCUCAAUACCGACAACAUCCAGGUCUUUGCUAAUGCGGCCACUAGUUACAUCAUGUGCCUUAUGAAGUUUGUCAAAGGACUGGGGGAGGUGGACUGUAAAGAAAUCGGAGACUGUGUCCCAGGACCCGGAGCCACGUCCCCAGACCUGUGCCUCCCUGCCCUGGAUUACCUCAGGCGCUGUUCUCAGUUGUUGGCCAAAAUCUACAAAAUGCCCUUGAAGCCAAUAUUCCUUAGUGGGCGACUCGCUAGCUUGCCCCGAAGACUUCAGGAGCAGUCGGCAAGCAGUGAGGAUGGAAUUGAGUCAGUCUUGUCUGACUUUGAUGAUGACACUGGUCUGAUAGAAGUCUGGAUCAUCCUGCUGGAGCAGCUCACAGCAGCUGUGUCUAACUGUCCACGUCAGCACCAACCCCCGACCUUAGAUUUGCUCUUUGAGCUGUUGAGAGAUGUUACCAAAACACCUGGACCAGGGUUUGGCAUCUAUGCAGUUGUUCACCUUCUCCUUCCCGUGAUGUCCCUUUGGCUUCGCCGUAGCCAUAACGACCAUUCUUACUGGGACGUGGCGUCUGCUAACUUCAAGCAUGCCAUCGGUCUGUCCUGUGAGCUGGUGGUGGAGCACAUUCAGAGCUUCAUCCACUCAGACAUCAGGUAUGAGAGCAUGAUCAACACCAUGCUGAAGGACCUCUUUGAGUUGCUGGUGGCGUGUGUGGCCAAGCCCACAGAAACCAUCUCCCGAGUGGGCUGCUCCUGUAUCAGGUACGUCCUCGUGACAGCGGGCCCCGUGUUCACGGAGGAGAUGUGGAGGCUGGCUUGCUGUGCCCUGCAGGACGCCUUCUCGGCCACGCUCAAGCCGGUGAAGGAUCUGCUGGGCUGCUUCCACAGCGGCACUGAGAGCUUCAGCGGGGAAGGCUGCCAGGUGAGGGUGGCGGCCCCCUCCUCCUCCCCCAGUGCUGAGGCCGAGUACUGGCGCAUCCGAGCCAUGGCUCAGCAGGUGUUUAUGUUGGACACCCAGAGCUCCCCAAAGACUCCAAACAACUUUGAUCAUGCUCAGUCCUGUCAGCUCAUUAUUGAACUGCCUCCUGAUGAGAAGCCAAACGGACACACCAAGAAAAGUGUUUCCUUCAGGGAAAUUGUGGUGAGUCUACUAUCCCAUCAAGUGUUACUCCAGAACUUAUAUGAUAUCUUGUUAGAAGAGUUUGUCAAAGGCCCCUCUCCUGGGGAGGAGAAGAUCCAAGUGCCAGAAACCAAGCUGGCUGGCUUCCUCAGAUACAUCUCCAUGCAGAACUUGGCCGUCAUCUUUGACCUGCUGUUGGACUCCUACAGGACGGCCAGAGAGUUUGACACCAGCCCUGGGCUGAAGUGCCUGCUGAAGAAAGUGUCUGGCAUCGGGGGCGCUGCCAACCUCUACCGCCAGUCUGCCAUGAGUUUUAACAUUUAUUUCCAUGCGCUGGUCUGUGCUGUUCUCAGCAACCAAGAAACCAUCACUGCUGAGCAAGUGAAGAAGGUCCUUUUUGAGGACGAUGAGAGGAGCACAGAUUCCUCCCAGCAGUGUUCAUCAGAAGAUGAAGACAUUUUUGAGGAGACCGCCCAGGUGAGCCCCCCUAGAGGCAAGGAGAAGAGGCAGUGGAGGGCUCGGAUGCCCUCACUCAGUGUCCAGCCCGUCAGCAACGCCGACUGGGUGUGGCUGGUCAAGAGGCUUCACAAGCUGUGCAUGGAGCUGUGUAAUAACUACAUCCAGAUGCACUUGGACCUGGAAAACAGUAUGGAGGAGGCACCGAUCUUCAAGAGCGACCCUUUCUUCAUCCUUCCCUCCUUCCAAUCUGAGUCAUCCACCCCGUCCACUGGGGGCUUCUCGGGGAAAGACACGCCUUCCGAGGAUGACCGCAGUCAGACCCGGGAUCACGCGGGCGAGCCGCUGAGCCUGAGGGGGACCAGCGGGGAAAUGCUACUGCUGCCCCCGAGCCCCAGGGUGGAGAAGAAGGACCCCAGCCGCAAGAAGGAGUGGUGGGAGAACGCUGGCAACAAAAUCUACACCAUGGCGGCCGACAAGACCAUCUCAAAGCUGAUGACCGAGUACAAGAAGAGGAAACAACAGCAUAACCUGCCCGCCUUCCCCAAAGAGGUCAAGGUGGAGAAGAAGGGAGAGCCACUGGGGCCCAGGGGCCAAGGCUCCCCGCUGCUCCAGCGGCCCCAGCACCUGAUGGACCAGGGGCAGAUGCGGCACUCCUUCAGCGCUGGCCCCGAGCUGCUGCGCCAGGAGAAGAGGCCCCGCUCGGGCUCCACCGGCAGCUCCCGGAGUGUCUCCGCAAGGGACGCCGAAGCCCAGAUCCAGGCAUGGACCAACAUGGUGCUAACAGUUCUCAAUCAGAUUCAGAUCCUUCCAGACCAGACCUUCACAGCGCUCCAACCAGCAGUGUUCCCAUGCAUCAGCCAGCUGACCUGUCACGUGACUGACAUCAGAGUUCGCCAGGCUGUGAGAGAAUGGCUCGGCAGAGUGGGCCGUGUCUAUGACAUCAUUGUGUAGAAGACUCACAUUCCAUUCCCAAGGAAAUACACUAGGAGGGUUUAGAGUAUGCCUGCCAAUCCAGCUGAUAGCAUUUUCCCCCCCACCAGCCCCAGUGACUCAGAGAACACCCAGUUGCUCCCUAACUAAUCAGCAUCGGGGCCAUUCUGGAUACUAAGGUUGUAUCUGGAUGACACAAGUGAAACUCUAAAUUUGCACAUAAUUUCAGAAGACUCUACAUUCCUUGACACAUUUCUAAAUCUUAUUUCCCAAUGCUUUUGCCUGCAAUAUUAUCCCCAAAUGAGUCACUUUUAAGGGCCACUCCUUUGAAAACAUUACAUUGAUCCAUCAUUUUUAAAAAUGCAAUAGCUAAAGAAAUAUCUGCUGGUUAAGUCAAGCUGAUGUACACAUAGACAUCUAGUACCAGACAUGAUUAAUUGGAGGAAGAUUUAUAUUAUGAUUAUGAGUUCGGCAGGGAAGAAAACAGUUGGAGAAAUGUAUUCUUGGGUGUCAUAAUCAAGAAAGGGAUGACUUACUUCCUCUGUAACUCUGUAAAAUAUUCCAGAACAUUUCAAAAUUGUUCCUAAGUUGUCAAGAUUUUCUGGUUGGUAUUUGCCAACUUCCUUAUGUAAGGUACUAUUGUGCCUUCACUUCCCUACUUCUAAAGGAAGGAAAUUCUUUCAUGGCAGGAUUUUAAGUCUGUGGCAUGGCAGCCUUUGACACAUAGUACUCAGUGGUAUUGGCUGAUACAGAUAGUGCCAAAUGACUUAAGACCGGCCACCCUGACUGUCCCAAUAGUCUUUGCUUUUGUUCCCAACGCAAAAAUGAAAAGGGAAAGAAAAAAUGGUGCCUUAGUUCCUUGUUGCACACACAUUUCUAUGCUCCACAAUUAUCUGAACAUAAGGUAUAACAUUUUGUCUUUAAGAAAACAAAACAACUCAUUUUAUAUCAACACCCUUGGAAGAAAGGAACUCAAGAAUUCACCGUCCAAUAAACAGACUUCUCAGGGAAGGGAGCAGGAAGUGUGGGGUUAGGGAGACAGCUGGAAGGGGUGGGAAAGGAGGUGAUGAUGAAAUCAUUUUAAAUCUGAAAAUAUUAGACAACAAUCGUAUGAAAUUAUGGUGUCGUUCAUACACACUCUAGUCUCAGAAGAAAAUAAAACUACAGGAGAAAAGGACACAGAAUGAAGUUUAGGAAAUAAAGUUUUUCAGUUUAAAAUAUUUCUCCUCUCUGGCAAGUAGAUUUGCCGUCUGUUUGAGGUCUUUUAAUUCAGGCAUAUUUUAAGCAGAUAUUUAUUUUCCUAAUUAUUACUAGAAAAUUAAUUUGGAAUCUUUAUCUUAUUAUUUACAGUAUAUUUAAUAUUUAUUAAAUUAUAAUAAUGACUGAAACUCCUCAGUCAAGCCCACUCACACACAUUCUAAAGAGUCAGUUGCUAAGACAUACGUUUUAAUUUUCCCAGCUCCUAAAAAUUGUUCGUAAUUGAAAAUAUUAUCCCUGAAACAUCAACUCUUAAGUGUGGAAGUAAGGAUUUAAAACUGACAGCUUUAUUCAGUGCUGGUAUUUGUAAACUUUGUCUUCCUUGGGAAUAUAUAACUAUCUACAAGGUUAAGAGGAAGACAGGGUUCCCUGAUUUAUUUAGGCAAUCUAAAAGAAAGAACCUUAUCAUUCGCUCUGCCAUCCGGAGCACCACAGAAUUCAGAAGAUGUUUUUCCAGUUCCACAAAAUACUCUUUGCCUUCGGUUUUUGCUCAUUAGACAAUAAUGCAAGUUUAGAAACAGAUCAACAAUUUGAUGUUAACAAGCAAUGAAUCGUUGGGAUAGCAAUGAGUUGGUUCUAUACUUUAGAUUUUUUAUAUUUUGUAAGUAGAAUUGAAAGUUGGGUAGAUCCUUUUUUUUUUUUUUUUUUUUAGACAAAAGCAGUACACCAUUGUUGUUUUGUUUCUUUUUGUAGCUCAUCUAAGGUUCAUUUCCUUUUGAGCCUGUGAGUAUUCCACAAUUUACGGGGGUGGGGGGAGCUUCAGCAAAGCAGAGUAUUAUCAAAUCAGAGUAAUUACAAAAUGUUUAUAUCUAGCAACUUUUUAUAAAGUAUAAAAAUUCAAAGGAAGCCAGUCUCAAUUUAUGAAGGUCAUGUCCUGGAAGUUGUUAACCGUUUAGAAGUCAGAAUUCAUUGUCUUGGCAGAUUCUCUAUUGUGGGAUUCAUGACUAGCUUAUGAAAACAAGUUUACCCCAUUCUGUAUUCAAACACUGCUCUAGUACCAGCCUAAUUAUGGAUCCCAAGAAUAAAAGAUAAGAGGAUGAACAUCGUUCUUUACCUACAAUUUUGUCAGAGGGUUUUGGUCCCUUCCCGUCAUCUUUUCUGUAGACCACCCCUCCGGCCCACAGCAGUCUUCAACCCACCUCCAUUCCCAACACACCCUGUGCAUCACAUCCAUGUCAGAUUUCAGCUGGAAAAUUAGCUAAGUCACAGUAAUACUUCUCAGAGGUAUUUGCAGUUUUCAAAAAGGACAUCGCUUGAUGCAAAUAAUCUCCGAGGAAUAGUACACUUCAGGUCAUAGCGAAGUCAGUCAAAUCUUCCCAGGGGUGAAGAAAGGGACAUAUGUAAAAACCCUUAGUAGAUGAGUGGUCCCUCCCCACACUGCCCCAUCAGUCCCUCACUCUUCCUGGUGUGUCCGUUUCUGCCUUUCCGCAUCUCUUCUUUCAUUCCCUCCCAUGGUCUCUGAAAGACCAAGGUCAAGACAAGCCUUUGUAGUUGCAAUAGCUAUUACCAUAUAUUUUCAGAUCUAAGCAGAAUGAGAUUUUUAUUGCUUUUAGUUGCCUGUAUUUACUGCCAAAAGUGUGUUACCCUCUGGUUGAGAUUUAUUCUUUUUCUAAUGUUUUGGUAAAGUGUUCAUCUUUUCCAAAGUGAGGAAGCACCCUAGAAAACUCAAAGUGCAAAAGAAUUCCUGACUGAAUAGCCCAGCCAAGUACACCACACUCUGCAACAGAUUUCUCCUUGCCAUAGGAGGACUUAGAUUUGAUGGAGGGCUAAUAAAUUGUUCAUAGGAUCUCUCACCUCUUGCAUCUCCUGAUCAGCUUUGACAGAUGCUUAGGCUGUCUCUUUACACCCUCUUGUCAUCUCUCCCCUUAUGAUUAUUUUCCUGCCUUCUCCAUCAAUACAAAACUAGGGCAACUUUUACCACUUUUAGGCUAUUUAAUGACUGACCAAGGCAGAUGCUAACAUGUAAAACAGCUCAGACUAAUCAAACAUGACAAAAUGUUAUCAUAAUUCCAAAGUACCUUUAAAUUGAAACUUCUUGGUACAGCGAUCACUAGGCUUUGUUGUUGCUGUUCUUGUUGUUCCAAGGAGAAGGCUUAUACAGAGUCAGUUGAGAGAGUCAAAUAGCCUUAACUAUAAGAAGGUAAUGCAAUUAUAUAAUAGAUAUUUUUGACUUCCCCAAAUACAUCAUAGUAUUGCUUAUGUAGGAAAGUUUUCUUUCUCAGAAAGAAAAAUCCAUUUGUGUCAGUCCUAUCAAACCAAGCAAAAUGAAGACCUCUGUUUGGAGCUGAUAACAAUAGCAAGAGGUUACAAACAGCAGCGGGGGGAAGGUGACAUCAUUGAGUGCCUCUGAGAAUGUGGACCUUUACCUACAUACCAUAUUUAAUUCCCACAAUAACAUUGUGAACAGGUAUUGUUGUCCUCAUUUUUUCAGAUGAGGAUGCAGACCCAGAGAGGUUCAGAAACUUGCCCAAGAUAACCCAUAAAUGGCAAAGUUGGUUGCAAAAGAGAUGUUCCUGAAUUCAAAGGCCAGGCUCUCUCUACCACACCAUGUCUAAGUGCACAGUGUAAACACUUCAGUGUUUCAAGGAAUUAAACAGUUAAAAUGAGUUGAAGAUAUUACAUUGAUGUCCCUAUCUAUAAUGUUAUGGGGAUUUUUCAGUAGGGUUAAAAGAAAAAGAUAGUGUUUAGGCAUAGUAAGGUCAUAUAUAACAAUAUUUUUAUGUUUGAAAAUAAAGAAAACAAAAUCUAAACUUUAGUCUUAAAGCAGAUCCUCAGUGGUAAUUUAGGAAACUCACCAAAUUAGGUGGAAAUGAUGGAAUAAUAUUGUCCAUGGCCAGCUAUUAUGUGGAAAAACAUGACAGUCUGUGUCUGGAAUGACAGGAACAAUUUGUUGACCUUUACCAAUUACCAUUUAAUCACUCAGAAUAAAGUGCCCUGCAGCCAACAGUGCCUCUCUACUUGCUUCCCCUGGAAGUAUAUAGGACUAAAUUGUAGGUCAUCAUCAAACUUUGGGAAUAUGCAAAAUAAAUGACCAUUUUUCAAAAUGCACAUUCUCUGAAGAAGAAGCAACUGGUCAGACAAGAUUGCUUAAAGAUUCAGGUACUGAGGGCAUCAGGUCAAUAUCUAUAGUAACCAUGUGCCAUGACACCUAAAUAUUUCUACUUGCCUUGUAGACAAGGAAACAAGCAGAAGGAAAAAUCCAACAUAAUGCAUUAAGUGAAUGACAGAACUUACAUCUGCUUGGGUACCAUUUAGGAAGAUUUAGUGUGGCCUUAAAAAAGCAAAAGACUAUUUUUAAGCACUUUUUAUUGAAUAUAUGAGCUUGUUUAUGGCAAGAUUUAUGAAAUUGGGUAAAGAAGUCAUUUAUAAUUAUGCCUCAUCCAAAAAAAAUGUGUUCUCCUUCAUGAGUUCAGCAAUCUAGAAAACUUUGUCUCUGUCUUUCGUGAGAUCCCUUCCCUCUGGCUGUAUUGUAAUAUUUGUAUUUGAUGUGGAAGUAACUAAUAACUUAAUUAAGGUUUUGGAUUAAAACACCAUUUAGAUUUCCAAAAUACAAUUAUUACUUCAGGGAAGAUAGACUAAAAAAAAAAAAUCAUCCCCUGGGAUAAUGUAGGAGAAACUUACUUGAGAACAAUGCCUAAUUUCCUUGUAAAGAGGGGAAGUACUUAUCAAUUGAAGAACAACCCACUACCACACCGCUAGCACCAUCCAAAACCUUUCCCCUCUAUCUUUGUGUGAUAAUGCAAGGGGGGUCUAGGGAGGAGAGACUAGCUAGCUGGCCAUCUUAGUGACACAACUGCAGUCAACUUCUGCUGAAUUCCAUCCAAUUACAGUCCUUCUAGCCUUUUCAACUACCAAAAAGUGUUUGUACUGUUAAUUCCUAUCCUGGAAGUUCAAGUAGUGGUCGUCUAGUAUCUUUUGACGUUAGAACAGUAGUUGUCAAACUUCAGCACAUAUCAGAGUCACCUGGAGGUCUUGUUAAGGCACAGAUUGCUGGUCUGGAGCCCAGAGUAUCUGAUUCAGUAGGCCUAGAAAUCUGCAUUUCUAACAAGUUCCCAGAUGAGGCCAGUGCUGCUGGUCUGGGGACCACACUUUGAGGACCAAUACCUGGAAAAAAUUUCUAACUACUCCCUUUAAGGUCAGCCUGACUUAUCAAGCACUAGAGAAAAACUGAACUUCACCUUGGGCAGACAACUUGGAAUUGGAUUCUCUACAGCAUUGCUGUUCAGUCUUCCCAGUUUCCAGGUCUAUUAUGCCAACAAUUGAUUUUUACAAGGUAGAAGACAAUGAAUGUAUAAGUUCUAUGGAACCGUGAGAUCAAUGUAAGCUUCUCGUCUUUGUAUUUAGAAACAUUAACUCUAUGGAUGACCUUUUGUAUCAUGUUGACUUUUUGACUUGUACUGAAGGUGAUUUUAAAGUAUGUAGUGUUUUAAUUUCUUCUGUCCAUACAGUUUUGAUGAGAUGUUUCCAUGUUGAUUCCAUCACAACCUUGGCUCCUGGCUUCCAGAAAUUUUUGAGUAGUUGCUCGCUUGCCAGUAGUUUUAUAUCCCUCAUUAGUCACCAGAAUAUCAGCACAUCAAGAUGAUAUUAUACUACUUGAUGUGCCUUCAUCUUUCACUUAACUGUCUGGUGUAAAUUAAUAUUUUAAUUUCCUACAUAUCUGUAAAGAGUCUACCAAAUGGCUUCACGGGAAUUUGCAAGUGGAACCAACUCCCUUUUGAGCAGCACAUGUGCCUGUUUUAAGGACUUUUCAUUACAUAUGUUGUGUUGUGCACAUAUCUACACAAUCAAGACCAUAUUCAUUAUCUCAUCUUCCAAAUGAGGAGAAAAAUGUAAAAGCGCAUCAGUAUGUUUUGGGAAUACAGUGAAAUCAUGUUAAAUGUAGAUGGGGCCUUAGUUUAUCUCUUAACUCUUUAUUCAGUUAAUUAGUUUUGGAAAUUCUUUUUCCAUUAAACAAAAUAAGGACCAUAGAGGUAAUAAUUCAAGAGAAAAAAAAUUGAGUAUCUCAAAAUCACCUCCCUUCUAUAAACUAUACUAAUUACACAAAAUUUUUAUUGAUUCAGUUAGUUUCUCUAAAGACUUCUGUUUAAGUAUCCUGACAUUAUUUAAACUGUUAUGUAAGUAGAAAGUAAUGACUAUAUUUACUAGAAUUAGUGAGAUGAGAAAGCACAUCAGUGUUAAUGAUGUCAAGGAUGCAAAGUCCUUGCCUCUGUAGACAGGAAUAAUUGAAGCUUUUCUAUUGCAGUUUCAUUUCCCCUAAUCAUUUUUGGAAAUUAUGUGUGCGUUUAGUUUUUUUAAUAAUAACGGAUGUUGAAUUAAAUAUUAAAAAUUAAUCUCUAGUAAUAAUUUAUUUUUGUUUUACCAGCUGGUGCCAAAAAAGGGGAGGGAGGAAUCCAAAAGCCAAUCUUUUAAACUAACAUGUAAAGUUUGUUUUCUCUUAAAGUUGGGAAGCUCACGGCCCUGGCUCUACCAGGCACCAGUGGCCACCACGGCUGCCUCGUGACUAGGUACAGGCAACUUUGUGUUCCUCCCUCUCUCUUCUUUCAUCCAAUUUUUGUUGGAAGUGGUUCUCUCUAAUAAAACUUGGUUUCCCACACAAUAGGUAAAACUGGACAAAGAUUAAUGCUUUUUGAUAUUUUUGGUUUCACUUCAAUUGAAACCGUGUGGUAGAAUUUCCAGGUAUGGCAUGAACGGGGCAGGAGCAGGUGCCUAGAGGGAAAGGCUGGUUUUGUUUCUUAAUUUGUUUUUAGUGGAUGGGUGGGGAUGGGGGCAAGAAUAAGAAGUUUAUUGCCCUAAUCAUGCCAGAAGACUGAUUCAAGAUGAUUUUCCUGCUGUUCUAAGAGGAAUAGACUUAGAUAAAUUACAUUAUAAUCGGUUCCCCUGAUACCAUCUCCCACUCUAAGUAAAGCCAACGGGUGGUAAGGGUCCUUUUAUCCUUUCUUGUAUUAUGCCAAAGACUAGACUUGUUUUCACUGAAAAUUAUAAAUAAAUGAAGCUUGGUACAGCCAUAAUGAUUUGAGUCCGUAUACCAUUUUAUCCAUAGAAUGCAAAACUCAUCCCCGCAACCCUAUUCACCAGGAGCCUUGAAGCAUUUUGUUUACUCUAAAGGACUUGUCAAGGAAGUACAGUUUUUGUUUUGCCUUCUCAUUUAGUCAGUUUGGUCACAUUUAUU
This is a messenger RNA of Balaenoptera musculus (blue whale), 14177 nucleotides long. RefSeq names its product ARFGEF family member 3 (gene ARFGEF3). The record is from RefSeq and is a predicted model, not a curated record. Gene Ontology annotation, biological process: regulation of ARF protein signal transduction. The transcript is spliced from 34 exons. Bases 242 to 6772 code for a protein of 2176 amino acids. Gene Ontology annotation, molecular function: guanyl-nucleotide exchange factor activity. NCBI's taxonomy places the organism in Eukaryota, Metazoa, Chordata, Mammalia, Artiodactyla, Balaenopteridae.